ACUUCGCUCUCUCGCUUCGAGCCCCUCCUGCCCGCUCGGGGCGCCAAACGGCGAUGGGGGCGCUUGCGCUCUGCCUCUUAUUAGGCUGGCUGCGCUGGGGCCCAGCGGGCGCCCAGCAGUCCGGGGAGUACUGCCACGGCUGGGUGGACGUGCAGGGCAACUACCACGAGGGUUUCCAGUGCCCGGAGGACUUCGACACGCUGGACGCCACGAUCUGCUGUGGCUCCUGCGCGCUUCGUUACUGCUGCGCCGCAGCCGACGCCAGACUGGAGCAGGGAGGCUGCACCAACGACCGCGGCGAGCUGGAGCACCCGGGCAUCACAGCGCAGCCCGUGUAUGUCCCUUUCCUGAUCGUCGGCUCCAUCUUCAUUGCAUUCAUCAUCCUGGGCUCAUUAGUGGCUAUUUAUUGUUGCACCUGUUUGAGACCCAAGGAGCCCUCGCAGCAGCCCAUCCGCUUCUCACUCCGCAGCUAUCAGACAGAGACCUUGCCCAUGAUCUUGACCUCCACAAACCUUAGGGCACCUUCUAGGCAGUCCAGCACAGCCACCAGCUCCAGCUCCACGGGUGGCUCCAUCCGUAGGUUCUCCUUCGCCAGGGCUGAACCUAGCUGCCUUGUGCCCUCACCACCCCCACCUUACACUACCGGCCAUCCAAUCCACCUGACCCAACCGUCAGGUUUCCUGGUGUCACCCCAAUAUUUUGCCUACCCACUUCAACAGGAGCCCCCACUGCCUGGGAAGAGCUGUCCAGACUUCAGUUCCAGUUGACAGGUCAUGGCCAAGAACCCACCACAGUAAAAUGGCAGACAGAUGG
This is a messenger RNA of Marmota flaviventris (yellow-bellied marmot), 813 nucleotides long. It is a transcript of the gene Shisa3, whose product is annotated as shisa family member 3. The record is from RefSeq and is a predicted model, not a curated record. Lineage: Eukaryota; Metazoa; Chordata; Mammalia; Rodentia; Sciuridae.